AUGGUUAGAUUAACUUUACCCUUUCCUCUAGCCUUUGAGUCAUUGCAUUUUUAUUGCUGUGAUGGUGAAGUUGAAAUUGCUUCUAAUGCUUUACCCCCUGAAUUAGAUAAACUUUAUACUUCUAAUGACGAUGAUUCGGAUCAUUUUCGGACAUAUUCUCGCCUUUACAAUAACCUCUUUGCUUUUAGCUCAAUUGGUGGAUCAAUGGAUGGGGAUAUUCAUAAAGGAAUAUAUGCUUUGAAGGUUCAUGGCCAAAUUUAUCAUAAUAUUCCUGACCUCUUGCCUGAUAAUGAACCACCACAAUAUUUACAGCUUUACUUCUACGAUGCUAUGUUUGAGGCAGAAAAUAGACAUCGUCUUUUUCCAAACUUACGUCCGAGUAUAACUUCCUUGAUCAUGGCUAUUAUGCUUUUGAAUCCAUAUGCCAGGUUUUUCAAGUCUCUUCGGGAGACUGAAGUCACUGAAGAGACUGAAAUCAGGCUCAAUAAACACCCCGUUCUUGAUCAACGUGUUUACAAUGCUCCUACAUCCGAAGAAGUAGCUGUGAUAUGGAGUGAAGGUACUUCAUCUAGCCAAAGCAACAGCCCACAUAUCAUUGUUCAUGGGAAAUCAAACAAGAGCCAUAGGAUAUAUCAUUAUUAUGGCUGUUACGAUCCUCUACAAUACCCGCUUCUAUUUCCUCGAGGUGACUGUGGGUGGCAUCACGGUUUACUAAAAAUGUCUCACGGAGGACGGUCCCAGGUGGAAGACCUUUCAAAUAUUGUCAUUUCAGACAAUGUUCAAGAGGCAGCUGAUUUGGUAACUGAAGAAGGUUCUGCUGCUGCUCGGGGGAAGAAGGGCAAGCUUAUUUCUUGCAGGGAGUACUAUGCAUACAAGUUUCAAAUGCGUGCUGGAAAUUUCAUCCUACGGGCUAGGCGACCCACACCCCGCUACAUAACAAAUACCUAGCUACAUAUUAACAGAGAACUGAUGCAUUUUCAUAAAUCGCAGGCUGCAAACACAAUGCAAGAAGAACGCCAUUGGAUACAAGCCACUAUCCCUGAUGCUCAGUUGGAAAAUCUGCUUGCUUACCUAGGAUGUAACAACUGUGGAAAGCGCUGCCAAGAAGCAAAGGACGCAACUUUCAAAUGCCUCCACUGCUAAAAAAAAAACAGUACUGCCGCAGUCAGGUAAGAAUCAAUUCAAAUCAACAAAUGCAACAACUACAAUAACCAAAAUACUAAUGUCCCUUUACACACAGGGUAAAUUUCACAAUCGAUGUGAGUGACGCCACUGGGACACUAAGACUCACUGCUUUUGCUGAAGACUGUGAAAAACUCAUUGGUCUCCCUACUUCAGAGAUAUAUGAGAAGAAAAUGGCGGUAAGAACGGAAAAAAAAGGGGGAAAGGCCAUAUAAUUCGAAUAAAAACUCAACAAAAACAAUCCUUCGAAUCCCGCUUUCUGAUUUUAUUUUGUGCAUUAUUGGGCAGGGUAAUUGGCCAGAAUUUGAAGAUAUAGCUAGCAACCUAAAGGUGAGGACCAUCAAAUUCCAAAUAGCACCAACAACUUCUCUAACUAGAAUCGGGGUGCUCAAAUGGGCUAUCAAAGACGUUGAGAUUUGACGACAAAUGAAAGUGCUGCAACAAAAAACAAGAAGUAGUCGUUUGUCCUAAAACGACACCUUAUUGAAAUUAUGUGCCAUGUAAGAACUCUUUUAUUGAAAUCAAAUAAUAAAUGGCAAGUUUAAAGAUCAUUGCACCACUCCAAUUGAUAGUCACAACACCAACUCAUUGCAAUUACAAAUUUCAUUUACUGUACAUUUCAAGAUAAUAGCACCACUCCAAUAUGAUAGCCACGUAAAUCACAAUUCCCUUUACAAAACAACAGCCCACAAACAACUCAAAUAAAAAAUAAUUAACCCAAAAAACAACUACCAUAACCUCAUAAACAAAACACAAUCUAAACAAAAAAGGCAAACCGCUCCGCGCGCAUUGGCUCCCCUAGUAAAAGUAAAAUUGAAAAUGCGGGAUUUGUUUGGUAUUAUUUUUAUUUUUAAGUUUUCUAAUUUUUUUUAAAACUAAAAACCAAAACAGCAAACAAGCGAAAGGUGUUUACACUUUUCUGUUAUCAGUUUCAAAAUUAUCAUGAUUUUAAUAAGUCUAAA
Chenopodium quinoa (quinoa) is the source of this 2144-nucleotide messenger RNA. RefSeq lists its product as uncharacterized. The record is from RefSeq and is a predicted model, not a curated record. The transcript has 2 exons. Bases 1 to 948 code for a protein of 315 amino acids. Lineage: Eukaryota; Viridiplantae; Streptophyta; Magnoliopsida; Caryophyllales; Amaranthaceae.